AUGUCUCCAACAUCCCAGCAAAAACCCCCCUUAAGCCACUCCUACAAGGAAGCUAGCACCAGCCGGUGGCAACUACAAGCCCUUUUCCAGUCAUUCUUGGAGGACAGACCAGUCGAUACCAUGCUUGCUGUUCAAGAACGGCGUCUUCUCAUUUCCUGGGACCUUAAGGCCAUUCAUUACUUGAGGAGAUGCUUGAGGACGUGGAUUCUGGAUCAGGUCCCCGGUGAUGCGAUCGGUGCAUUCUUCGUGACUGUCUUGUAUGAACAAGACUUUCAUCUGGAUUACCGACUGACUAUGAUGGUGAGGGAAAGACAAAGCCAGCUGCACAUCGCUCGUCGUUUAUUGGCAUUCUAUCAAAUCCGAGACGAAGCAGGCGCUCCGAUCUGGGAUAAUGUCACCGUCUAUCCCGAAGACACCCACUCAGAAACACGAGGUCAGGGCAAGAGUAUUUCUGAACGCUCCGAUGCCACGAAGGAGCUUCCCCCUCGUAUCCCUACACCGCCGCCUGUUGAUGCGCGAUGGCCUCUAUUCAUGGGUGCGCUUAGCGACUCGGAGCUUGAAGACCUCAUGGACAAGCUAGGAGACGACGACCAGCAUGCAGAGGAUGAUCUUCCUCCAUUGUUCACCGGUGUGCGUGAAGAAGAUAUUCCCAUCAUCCAGGCGUUCCGCAGAUUCAAUCUUCACAAGAAUGAUUUCUCCGAAGACAUUCCUCUGCCUGAGUCUGGGACCGAUCGGAUUGAAUGUACAUCGAAGCAGACUAACAUAUUACAGGAUAAGCCUCUUCCUCCCAUUCCCAUGAAGCCUCUCCCAACUCUACCCAUUGACAAGGCUCUUCCCCAUAAUUUCCCCCUCCCCCUGCCACCCCUUUCACGUCCAUCAGGCCCAAAUCCCUUAUCCGUGCGUGUGUCGACAUUCAAAUCAGAAAAGAAGCCUAAAACCCAACAGGCAGACUAUAUACCAAGUAAACAUGCUAACGUCGAACAGAGAAAGGGUAAUAAUGACCUCCGUUCGUCUCCGGCAUCUCGCCUAAAGCCGACGCCUCCCGUUAACGUCAACCAACGCGCUCCUCAUCCCUCAUGCAUCACUUAUAUUCCCUGCCAUGUACAUUAUAAUCCUCUCCCGUCCCCUCCCAAGCUUAGAAAGAAAGCGGCAGUCGAAGACUUGCGCCAGGCCCUGAGAGCGCGGUGGUUGAAUGGAGAUGUUGGGUUGAUACAUUAG
This is a messenger RNA of Penicillium concentricum, 1218 nucleotides long. RefSeq lists its product as uncharacterized. The coding region runs from base 1 to 1218 and encodes 405 amino acids. The record is from RefSeq and is a predicted model, not a curated record. NCBI's taxonomy places the organism in Eukaryota, Fungi, Ascomycota, Eurotiomycetes, Eurotiales, Aspergillaceae. The transcript is spliced from 2 exons.